GUUGGGGGCUUGAUGAAAAGCGAGCACAUGCAGUCUGGCAGUUAACCUAAAAGGAAUAACACACCACCUCUAAUUCCUGAUUGCUUUUCCUCUUCCUACCACUGAGAGGUAAUAAAAGGAAUCUGCAGAGUCCCAAGAGGAUUAUAUACACUUGGAUCCCUGCCGGGAAAGAAACCCAGGCAUUAAGAGAAGCUUAACAGUUAUAAGUGUACUAACUUCCUUUUUUAGGUGAAGAGCUCUGCUAUGAAGAUGCUGCAUGCAAAGUUGCUAGUUUUAGGUCUUUGCCUCGUUCUGGGUUCAGGAUACAGUGCCGUUGCUAAGAGACAGUAUCAGAUCCAAAACGGGCCGUGCAGCUACACCUUUCUGCUGCCGGAGCAGGAGAACUGCCAAAGCCAGAGCAGCAACUACGCGGUUCAAAAAGAUGGACCCGAGGACAACGAGGAGUCGACUCAGAGGCUGGAACAACUGGAGAUCAUCAUGGAGAACAACACACAGUGGCUGCACAAGCUGGAGAACUACAUACAGGACAGCAUGAAGCAAGACAUGAUCCACCUCCAACACACGGCUGUGCAAAACCACACGGCCACGAUGAUAGAAAUCGGAACCAACCUGCUGAGUCAAACCGUGGAGCAAUCGAGGAAAAUGAGCAGCGUGGAGGCCCAGGUUAUUCGUCAUUCAACUCGACUUGAGCGUCAACUGCUUGAAAAUUCCUUGUCAACCAACAAGUUGGAAAAACAACUAAUUGUCCAAACGAAUGACAUCAGCAAGCUGAAUGACAAAAACAGCUAUCUGGAGAAAAAGGUGGACGAGAUGGAGCAGCAGAGGCAGGCGGAGCUGAAGCUGCUUCGAAAUGAAAAAGAGCAGCUUCAGGCCCUGAUACUCCGGCAGACGGCCGUCAUCGGCGAACUGGAGCAGCAGCUCCUCAAAGUCUCCUCCAACAACACGGCGCUGCAGCGCCAGCAGCAGGAGCUGCUGGACACCGUCAACAACCUCAUUCACACCGUCUCCCUCGGCUCGGCUCCAGCGAGCAAAGCUGCCAUGAUGCAGGACACUCCGACCACCUUCAUGGACUGCGCCGCUGUCUUCAAGUCAGGAAACACGCAGAGUGGCGUUUACACUCUCACGUUGCCCAACACUACAACCGAGGUUAAGGCUUUCUGCGACAUGCAAACAGAAGGAGGAGGGUGGACCGUGAUACAAAAACGCUUUGACGGCCAUGUUGACUUUCACCGAACGUGGCAGGAGUACAGAAAGGGGUUUGGAGACCCUUCGGGAGAAUUCUGGUUGGGAAAUGAGUUUGUCUCCAGACUGUCGAUUCAACAGUCCUACAGACUAAGGAUCCAGCUGAGCGACUGGGAAGGAAACUCUGGAUUCUCACAGUACGACCAGUUUUCCCUCGAAGGUGAAGCACAGAAUUACAGGAUACACCUUAAAGGCUUCAGUGGAACGGCGGGCAAAAUAAGCAGCAUUGGGCAGCCAGGAAGUGAUUUCAGUACAAAGGAUGCAGACAACGACAAAUGUGUUUGCAAAUGUUCACAACUGACAACAGGGGGUUGGUGGUUUGAAGCCUGCGGUCCGUCCAACUUGAAUGGAAUGUUUUACCAGCAAGGCCAAAACUCAAAUCGCUUCAAUGGAAUCAAAUGGUACUACUGGAAAGGCUCGGGCUACUCGCUGAAGUCCACCACAAUGAUGAUCAGACCAGCAGACUUCUCAGGUUCCCUCUGAACUGACUCAAACAAUAUAACCAGCUGGUGGGAAAUCCUGCCUGAAAGCUACAAAAAAGAAAAGUAUCAAGCGAACCAAAGUACUUCAUUAAGGGAUUUUACAUAACUUUUCGAAAUUAUAUUUUGUGCAAUUUUAUGUUUAGUAAUUUAAAUCAGAUGGGUUGUUGCAAAAAGUGUUACUUAUGGAUUAUCAAAAUGAGAAAUAUGUAUAGUGUAAAUGUUGCUAUGUAUAGAUUACUACAGUUAUAGUAAUUACUUUGGGAAUAACUAGACAAUCACACUGAACAUUAAAAUGUGAUAUUCAUUAUAUUUCAUUAAAGUUCAUAAUUCUUUGAACCAUCCAUGUUUUGAAUAAUAGCAGCCUGUGUCAUUGUAAAAAAGAAAAGGAGACUAUGGUACAACACGCAGAAAACCAAAGCUCAAAGUUAUUAUGGUUUUGUUAAAUGCCUAAAAUGCAAAUGUAAAAAAAUGCCACAGGAAUUGUUUCUCUAAUGAUUAUUGUUGUUUUUCUCCCAGGAAUGUAGGCUAUGUCUAUUUGUUGUUUAAUUUAUAUGCCGUUUUUUAAGUUUUAUAUUUAACAUUAUAUAUGAGGAAAAUUAGAUUAUUAGGUAUUAACUAUUUCAUGCACAUUCCCAAUAGGAGGAAUUCCUUUAAUAUGGUUCUGCAGUACCCUUCCACAGGCUCAUAAAUGCCGAUUGUCUUUUUGCUGUAUUCUGGGGAUGUUUAACUUUAUUCCUCUUGUGUUUCUUUUGAAGCUUCAACAAGCAAACGUUACGAUAACUAUGUAAGAGGGAAGACGCUACGUUUCUCACCAGCUUUUUGAAGUGAUUGUCUGUAAUUUUCUACCAGUCGCUAUGUACCUGAAGUUGAAUAUUAAACACAAGCACAAGGCAGAGGGCUUCAGACGUGAGCUCUAAAGUCCUUCUCGUCCUCAGUCCUGUUCUACCUGAUGACACCGCACAGCCGGCCCGAAGCACAGUCGCUGGAGCAGGACGCAUAUUUUUAAGCUUUGUCUAUUUUCAAGGGCAAAACAAAAACCCUAAAUGCUUAAAUGUUGCAUAUCUUGUUGCUUUUUAUGGAUCUUUUGGUACCUAAUUCAUAUUAUAUUCAAUAUAGUGAAUUAUUGACAGAUAAAAGAAAACUACUUCUUCAGAUUAAUAGGAUAAUCAAUCCAAUACA
Molecule: messenger RNA, 2903 nt
Organism: Pungitius pungitius (ninespine stickleback)
Lineage: Eukaryota; Metazoa; Chordata; Actinopteri; Perciformes; Gasterosteidae
Gene: angpt2a
Product: angiopoietin 2a
Exons: 9
Coding region: 244-1725 (493 amino acids)
Biological process (GO): Tie signaling pathway
Molecular function (GO): receptor tyrosine kinase binding
Source: RefSeq, a predicted model, not a curated record